AUGCAGCCCGGAGGCUACCACCCUCGUGCCAACACGGCCCCGCCACCGUCCGGCGCCGGGUUCCGCAACGGGAACAGCAGCAACAACAAUGCUCCGCCCUACCGCCCGCCGCAGGAGCAGAUGAUGACGACGCGGCAAAGGGAAGAGGUGCUUCUGGCGGCCGGCCGCCUCGCCGCGGAGUAUCUGGUGUCCAAAGGCGAGCUGCCCCCGCAAGUUUUGCAUAACCGGCCGCCGGCGCCGCGCCCGUUCCAUGAACGGCCUGUAGCACCCCGUCCGCAGCAUAAUAACCAGCCGCCGUUGCCCCUCCCGUUCCAGGAGGAGGAACGCCCGCUCGCGAAGCAGCACUUCCAGCCCCGGCCUCCGUCGUUCCAGCGUCCGUUCGCUCCCCGCCCGUUUCAACAACACCGGCCAAUCGCGAAGGCGAAGCGUCCCAGCCCGUUCUUCUUCCAGGGACGCCCGCCCGCGUUCCAUCCGCGCGCCCCCGCGGCAGGACCGUAUCGACCGUUCCAACACGGACGUCCGCCGUUUACAUCUGGCGCGCGCAGUGGCCCCGGGAGCGUGACGCAACGCCAGGGCGAUGGGAACGAUGCGCCGGCGGGAUAUGGGAGCAACGUGCAACAGGUGCCGCAGUCGGGUGCCACGGCUCAAAGCCCUCAGAUGAUAAACCAGCCGAACCAGAACCAAGGCUAA
This is a messenger RNA of Brachypodium distachyon (stiff brome), 690 nucleotides long. RefSeq names its product splicing factor, proline- and glutamine-rich-like. The record is from RefSeq and is a predicted model, not a curated record. Lineage: Eukaryota; Viridiplantae; Streptophyta; Magnoliopsida; Poales; Poaceae. The coding region runs from base 1 to 690 and encodes 229 amino acids. The transcript has a single exon.